GACGACGGCGCAUCGACAGCGAUGCCCCCAGCUAGCUCCGGAGCAUCUGGUGAGUCCUUUCGUGGGAAGCCGAUUGUUUGGUUCGAGUCUGGUUGACACAUCGAGGCGUAACGUUGGAGCAGGCGCCGAAGCGGGUGAUACUCCUGUCGGUACGGUCGAUGGCAUGGGCGCCACUAAUGAUGGUCCGAGCGACACCGGCACAUCUCCGGGGACCCCCGAAUCGCCAUCGGAUCCAACUGCAAGCACAGAUCCAAGUGAUACUCCUAUCACCGUUGGCGACGAUGCGCCAGACGAAGAUCAGCCAGAUGCAGUUGACGAGGGCGAUGAAGCUGGCGGGGCGUCUGACGGUCUGAUCCCAGUCGUUGUUGCACCUCAAUCAGCUGAUCUACCAAGCGCAGAAGACCCUGCUUCUGCUGAGGACGGAGCGGAUGGCGAAGCAGAUGAGGAUUCGGGCAUGAUACCCGUUGUGGUAGGGGACGAUGCAGACGCCGACGAUGGUCAAGGAGGCGAAUCGAGCUCAGACGCAGGCAUGGUCCCCGUUGUCAUCGGAGACGAUGCAGAUGCCGACGCCGGAGAUGUCGACGAUGAAGAGACGGCCAACUCGAGUCCAGACGCAGGCAUGAUUCCUGUUGUCGUCGGAGGGGAUACCGGCCCCGACGCCGGCAAUGCGGAUGGCGAAGAAGUACCCGACUCGAGCUCAGGCGUAGGCAUAGCUCCGGCGACCACCGGAGAUGAUGAUGGUGUCGAUGCCGACGGAGACGGAGAUGGAAACGGAGACGGAGACGGAGACGACACCGAAGAUGGAGGACCGACCGCUUCAAGCUCAGAUGCAGGCAUGAUUCCUGUCGUUGUCGAUGGUGAUCCUGACGCUGAUCCCGAAGACACCGAAAAUGGAGAAACAUCAGACUCAGGCAUAGACGCAGGCAUGACUCCCCUAGUUGUCGGCGAUGCCGAUGCCGGUACAACUGCUGAUGCGGGUGAUGCGGGUGACGCUGGUGCAGACGGGGCACCAAGCUCAAGCGCCGAUCCAGGCAUGAUUCCUGUCGUCGUCGGUGAUGCAGACGCCGCAGAUGAUAGCGCCGACGGGGCAGACGACUCAAGCCCCGAGGAUGGCUCCUCCGACGCUGCAGGCUCGGGAGCUGACUCGGGCAUGGUUCCAGUAGUGGUUGAUGAUCCCACCGCCGAUGCUGACGCAGCGGACGCAGCAGACUCAGAUGCAGAAGAAGGCAUGGUCCCUGUGGUCGUCGACGAUUCCGGCGAAGACGACGAUGAAGCCGAUGAAGCUGCUGCUGGCGCGGCUGCAGCACCAGGCAUGGUCCCACUUGUGGUGGGCACGCCUUCUGACGGAACAAGUCCGGCAGGCGGAGGUACUACAUCCAAUCCAUCGACGACGACGACGCCCCCUCAACCUGUCUUUGAUGCCGCUUACGUUGCCCAGAAGAUUCGACAAGCAGCGCUCACGGCUGCGACUGACGCCAUAGACCAGCUGAAUGCAGAAGCUGCGGAGGACUAUGCACAAGCGCUGGCAGACGCUACUGCCGACUUGGAUGCCGAUGGAGAUGGUGCCAUUGACCCGACAGCGCCGCCACCCGCCUUGCCGGACCCAAGCGACGCAGUGAUGGUCACCGCUGCCGACGCAAACACUCUUGCGAAUGCAGUCGCCUCCACUAGCGCGCGCCUCGUCCAGAUGGCUAUUUUCGGGGGCGUCCCAGUCGGACAGCCAGGAGAAGUUGACCCAGGUGCGUCGCCGUUGGGCUCCGAUUCGUCAAAUACAGUGCCUACCGUUGGUGAGCCUGGCGGCGGCGCUGGGGUCGCAGGAGGCACUGGCAGUGCGCCUGCCAAUCCUGGGUCUCCGAUUGGCUCUCCAGGAACCGCCCUGGGAGCUGGUCAGGGCUCGAUAGGAUCAGGAACGAGCGCUUCAGGACCUGGCUUAGGGUCACCAUCUCCUGGAUCGACCAACGGUCCAGGCGUAGGCGGCAGCAAUCCGGCGUCUCCCGGAAGUGGAAGCACGUCUGGAACGUCUAGCCCUCUGCCAGGAUCCGGCGCACCCCAAGCCGGGGGAAACGCACAAAGCCCGACUGGCGGCAGCGGUGUGGCGAGUGGUGGUAAUGCCGGUACAGGAUCAGGUCCAGGCGCAGCUGGUCCUCCUCCGAAUGCAGGCGCUGGUGGUCCUUCCGGUGGAGCAGGCGGCCCAGCUGGCGCAGGUUCAGCCACUCUGCCGGGCGAUCCUAGCAUCGGUGGAGGGGCUGCUGGAAGCGAUGCUGCCCCUGGCGAUCCUGAUGCCGGUGCUGAUGCAGCUGACGGCGGUGCAGGAGCUGACGCUGAUGCUGGUGCUGAGGCUGAUGGCGACCUCGCUGGUACUAACAGCGAAGGUCCGGACGCCAGCGAUCCGAGCGAUGGUGACAAUCUCCCUGGUGGUGCCGACGCUGGUGCCGAUGCUGGUGCUGGCGACGGCAAUGCAGGAGAUGAUGUUGACGCAGGACCCGAUUCUGCUGGCCCUGAUACCGAUGGAGAUGCUGGGCUCGAUGGAGCGGUCAGUGCUGGGGCGGAAAAUGGGCCCGAUGCCGACGGAGAAGCCGACGGAGUCACUGGAUCUGUUGACCCAGAUGCCAGCGACGACGCGGAGGGAGGCGGCUAUGCGGACCCUCAUGCCGAAGGCGAAGGGGACGCUGAAGAUCCUUCUGCAGCUGGCGCGGAUCCAGACGUUCCGGACGCAAGCGAGCCUCUAGAGCCGGAUGAUGGCGACGAUCCAGACGCUGACGCUGACACGCUCGACGAUCCGAAUUCGACAGCUGAUGGAGCGGACGCGGACGGAGACGCGCCAGACGGCGAAGCGGAAGAUGCUGGUGCCGAUGGACCCAUUGCUUUGUCCGACUUGGACGAGGCCGACAUCGAUGACCUAGCCAGCUCGAUCGGAGAGGCUGCGGCAGAGACUGUGGAGGACAUGGUGCUCGCAGGAGAUCCUGAUGCUAUGGACGAAGAUAUAUCCGAUCUAGCAGACGCCAUCUCUGAGGCGGUCGAGGCAUCUGUCAGCGAUGCCUUGACCGAACUCGUUGACGCGCUAGCCGAAGCCGAAGCUGAAGCACCGGAUGCAGAUGAUCCACCAGAGGACGAUGAGCCGAUCGAAGUUGCGCCACCCGACGACGAAGGCGAUGACGCCGCAGACGGGGACGACGAAGCCGAAGACGAAGACGGCGCGGAUGAUGGGGCGGGAGACGAUGAAGGCGAUGACGACGAGUAAGGUGGGACAGGCCUUUCCCGGAUUCAAGAGACUUGAGCGCAAGAGGCAAAGCGCCCCAAUGACCUCUGCUCGAGGAACAACACACACGCGGCCUGAGCCCUGUGUACGGCAGAGGGCAUCUCUUCAGCCCCGCUCUGAGGAUCCCGAGGCCUUUGCUACCAUGCUCGGCUUACGCUCAAAAGCUCUUG
Molecule: messenger RNA, 3429 nt
Organism: Ceraceosorus guamensis
Lineage: Eukaryota; Fungi; Basidiomycota; Exobasidiomycetes; Ceraceosorales; Ceraceosoraceae
Exons: 2
Coding region: 164-3241 (1025 amino acids)
Source: RefSeq, a predicted model, not a curated record